This is a messenger RNA of Schizophyllum commune H4-8, 1228 nucleotides long. RefSeq lists its product as uncharacterized. The record is from RefSeq and is a predicted model, not a curated record. The transcript has 7 exons. The coding region runs from base 61 to 1059 and encodes 332 amino acids. Gene Ontology annotation, biological process: cytoplasmic translation. Lineage: Eukaryota; Fungi; Basidiomycota; Agaricomycetes; Agaricales; Schizophyllaceae. Gene Ontology annotation, molecular function: mRNA binding; metal ion binding. Gene Ontology annotation, cellular component: cytosol.
GCCGACACGCGCAUUCCCCAUCCCCUCCUCAUCCCACUCCGCCGCGACAAACCCAUCAAAAUGCCGCCCAAGCAGCAGAAGCAGGGCCCCUCCAACAAGGUCAAGGAUGAUAAGACCUUCGGCAUGAAAAAUAAAAACAAGUCCGCCAAGGUCCAGAAGGAGGUGCAGCGCAUCCAGCAGCAGGCGGCCUCGGCAGGCAAGUCGCGUGCAGCGCAAGAGAAGGAGAAGGAGAAAGCGCUCCGCGAGAAGGAGAAGCUUGCAGAGGAGAAGCGGCGGAAAGAGGAGGCCGCGCUGCUCAAGCCGGUGCAGACGCAGAAGGUGCCCUUCGGCGUCGAUCCGAAGACGGUGCUCUGCGCGUUCUACAAGGCCGGCCACUGCGAGAAGGGGAACAAGUGCAAGUUCAGCCACAACAAGGACGUCGAGCGGAAGGUGGAGAAGAAGAACUUGUACGAGGAUACCCGCGGGAAAGAGGAGGACACGAUGGACAAGUGGGACGACGACAAGCUGCGGCAAGUCGUCUUGUCCAAGACAGGAAACCCACGAACAACAACAGACAUCGUAUGCAAAUACUUCAUUGAAGCGAUCGAGUCGUCGAAAUAUGGCUGGUUUUGGGAGUGCCCGAACGGCGAGAACUGCAAAUACCGACAUGCCCUACCUCCCGGCUUCGUUCUCAAGUCGCAGAAGAAAGCCGCUGACGAGGCAGCGAAGGCGAACACCAUCAGUAUCGAGGAGUUCUUGGAAGUGGAGCGGCAUAAACUCGGCCCCAACCUCACGCCUGUAACACCGGAGACGUUCGCGCAGUGGAAGAAGACGCGGUUAAGCAAGAAGGAGGCGGAAGAGGAAGCUCGUCGGAAGGCGAAGGACGCUCAGCAUGCAGCUGGCAAGAACACUGGCCUUAGUGGUAGGGAUCUGUUCCAAUACAACCCCGAAUGGUUCGACGAUGCGGACUCGGACGACGACGAUGACGAUUGGGACUUGGAGAAGUACAGGCGAGAGAAGGAAGAAGAAGAUCGUGUGGCGGAGGAGGCACGCAUCGCGGAGCUCAACUUGGGAGGUUGAAGGCGCGCUGCCUGCAAGCCCAAACACCCUGUACUUACCAUCUUCGUCCUUCAGAGGGUACAUAACCCUGCGAGGCGACUACACUAUCGUUUGCAAUGUAUUGUUACGUCGAUUACGAACUCCGUCGAAAGCUGCGAAGUAGCCACAGGUGACUUCGAGGCAAGAGGCC